This is a messenger RNA of Rotaria socialis, 234 nucleotides long. NCBI's taxonomy places the organism in Eukaryota, Metazoa, Rotifera, Eurotatoria, Philodinida, Philodinidae. The record is from the annotation of a GenBank genome assembly.
AUGCAUGCAUCAUAUAUAUCUAUGUUGCUUGCUUUAAUUAUAUUAUUUGCAAGUACAUCAUCAGCUUAUCGGAUUCGUUCAUAUUUAAAUGAACAGCAAGAAGAAUACUUUCCAUCAGAUGCUGUGAAAGAGACCAUUCCAUUAGAAGAGAAUAUCAUUCUGGUAAAAUACUUUUUGAUGCCACUGCAUCGAGCCCGUGAUGAAAGAAUGCGCCGUGGUUGGGGAAGUGGAUGA